This is a messenger RNA of Adineta steineri, 870 nucleotides long. The record is from the annotation of a GenBank genome assembly. NCBI's taxonomy places the organism in Eukaryota, Metazoa, Rotifera, Eurotatoria, Adinetida, Adinetidae.
AUGAAUAUAAACAACAGUCAAAUUCCUCAUAGUCCGACUGAAUCAUCUUCUGAAAAUAAUGAAAAUGAACCUAAUAUCGAUCAUUUAUUAUUUGCUGAAAUUAGAACCACGAGUCAAACACCAUUAAUAUCAUUCAAUAUGACAAAUAUGAUUCCAAGUCAACGACCAAUAAUUACAAAUCAGUCUGAACAUAACAAUCGAUCUUCCCGACGCGAAGCUCAACGAAGACGACGUCAACGGCAACGUCAACGGAGGCGUGAAGAACGUCAGGCAUUACGACAACAACAAAUACAGGAACAAAGACAACAACAACACCAACAACUCAUGAGGCAAUAUCACCAACAAAGACAACAGGAACGAUAUAUACGAUGGGCCGACCAUAUACGUCCAUGGGGACUUGAACUAAUUCAACGAUGGCAAGAAAGUCUACUUCAAUGGGAACUUCCACAAAAUCGACCACGACAAAACUACCAUAAUAAUGAAUUAUACCGUUCCGAUCCAUUAGAAGAACCAAUAGAUAAAAUAUACAACGAGCCACUUUUAGGAGCAUAUACGUGGAAAAUGAUGGACCCAAAGGAACGAUGGGAACAAGAACAAAUAAAUGAAAUAGAAAAAAUUCAUGUUGUCGAUCCAUCUGAACAAUUAACAUUCAUACAAGAUGAACUCGAACAACUCCAUCAGAUUGAUCACAUUGAAAGAUUAAAAGAAGAGGAAGAACAGAUUCAAUUAGAACAGUGGGAACAAGAUCAAUCUACUGAAUUAAACGAUCCUCCUAUUCUAGCAUAUAUAUCACAACUGGAAGAUGAUAUUGAACAAUUAAGACAAACUGAUACUAUUCAAACAAUGGAUAAUGAAAUACUUGAAGAUUAA